This is a messenger RNA of Coprinopsis cinerea okayama7#130, 908 nucleotides long. RefSeq lists its product as hypothetical. The coding region runs from base 61 to 657 and encodes 198 amino acids. Gene Ontology annotation, molecular function: copper ion transmembrane transporter activity. The record is from RefSeq and is a predicted model, not a curated record. The transcript has 4 exons. Lineage: Eukaryota; Fungi; Basidiomycota; Agaricomycetes; Agaricales; Psathyrellaceae. Gene Ontology annotation, biological process: copper ion transmembrane transport. Gene Ontology annotation, cellular component: membrane.
CAUCUCCUCCCUCCACGACCUUUACUUCAAAGGUCUCCACAUAAGUAGAAUUAACUAAAGAUGAGCCACGGAGAUCAUGGAGACCACGAUAUGCCCGGGAUGCCCAAAUGUAACCUCCACAUGCUUUGGAACACCCAAAUCUACGACACCUGUAUAGUCUUCAAAUCCUGGCACAUCUCCUCAAAGACCGGCUUCCUCCUCUCCUGCAUCGCCAUCAUCCUCAUCUGCGUCUUCCACGAAUGGGUGCGCGUCUUCCAACGAAAGGUAGAUUAUCAAGUCGCUUUGAAGCUACGAAACAAGGUCUCCGGAGGAGCGGUGUCGGGGAGUAGAGGGAGUAGUGGACGAGCGAGCCCUGUAGAUGGACAUCAUAGAGAUGUGGAGGAUGCGGGUUUGUUGAGCGGGAAUCCGAGGUUGUUGAGGAAUGCGUUUACUGGAGCGGUCGUCCCACCAGUAUCCCGAGCCCUCCGAGCAGCCAUCUACGGUUCCACCGUCUUCAUCUCCUUCUUCCUCAUGCUGGUAUUCAUGACUUACAACGCCUACCUCAUCGCUUCAGUCGUCAUCGGCGCCGCAAUCGGUCACUACGUCUUCGGAGCGACGAUGAACACCGAGGCCAUCCUCAACCAAGCUGGCGAUGACAAGGGAAUGGCAUGUCAUUAAUGAUUGUGCUGACGCUGCGGAUACCGUAUCUACCCCGGUCUGCCUUGCGCUGCCUGUUGCCUCCCACAGGCGCCCGGUGCCUCUUACAAUCUCGCGCCACGCCUUAAUAUUCAAUAUUCAAUGCUCGCCGCGUUCCCAGUUACGCCCUUCCCUUCUCGCUCUCCUUUACCCCUCAUAUGACGUUCUGCUCUCUGCUCCGAAUGCGGAUCCAACUCACCGGACCCGCCUGUCUGAUUAUACUCCCAACUGUU